AUGAAUAAUCCAAAUGCUCAACAAGAUCUUAGUCUAUACUACAAAGGAAACAAAUUUGAGACUACUCCAAGUCCAAAGAUUAAGACUGCUUUCAGUGCUGAUAGUUCUUCUGCAACAAAUGGUAGUACUGUAACUCAGAUUGGUGGAUAUUCGUCGUCGUAUUCAAGUUUUGAUCCGAAUUUUACAAGACCAAGUCCUCAACAACAAAAUUCAACAAAUCUGCAAUGCAAUGUUACGUUGAAUAUUCAAAAUGGUCAAAAUCUCUCUCCAGAAGUGGCUAAGCAACAGAUGGCAUCACUUGUUACCAUAAAAAAGGGCUGCUCGUCUGAAAAAGAAUUGGAAGAAAUGGAAGCUGAGAAAGCAGAAGUUGAAGAAAAUUUGACAGAUAAGGUUGAAGUUGAAGGGUGGGAAGAAGAAGUAGAACUCGAUGAAGAACCAAUGAAGACUCAAAAGGUGAUUGAGAAGGAAAUAGAGAAAAUUGUUGAAGUGGAGAAAAUAGUUGAAGUUGAGAAGAUUAUCGAGGUUGAAAAUAUUGUCGAAGUCACGAAAUCUUGUCUGAAAUGCUUGGAAUCAUGCAAAUAUUGUGAAGAAAAAGACAAGGAGAUUAGCGAACUUGAAGAAUUGAAAGAAAAAUUGUUGUUUGAUGUGAAGUAUGUAAAAGAGUCGUAUGAUGUGCUAAACAAAACGGUUGACAGUCUGAACAAGACAAAUCUAGAAAUGGGAGCUGCUCAGACGAUGAUGAGUUCAACAUUAAUGACUAAGCAGAAGGUUAUCAAUGAGUAUAUUGAAGAUUGUGAAAAGUUGAAACAGGAUUUGGAACUCGAAAAGAUUGAAAAUAUGGAAGUCGCUAUGGGUAGAGGGAGAGGCCGGGGAGGUGGCGGUCGAGGUGGCGGUGGCGGUCGAGGUGGCGGUGGUGGUGGAGGUGGACGUGGCCGCGCACAUGGAGCGGCGGGGGUGUCGAUCGCGAUGGCGGUGCCUGGUGGGCGUGGACGCGGACGUGGACGUGGCCGUGGCAUUUGA
Molecule: messenger RNA, 1020 nt
Organism: Helianthus annuus (common sunflower)
Lineage: Eukaryota; Viridiplantae; Streptophyta; Magnoliopsida; Asterales; Asteraceae
Product: keratin, type II cytoskeletal 1-like
Exons: 4
Coding region: 1-1020 (339 amino acids)
Source: RefSeq, a predicted model, not a curated record